Linum trigynum is the source of this 1883-nucleotide messenger RNA. Lineage: Eukaryota; Viridiplantae; Streptophyta; Magnoliopsida; Malpighiales; Linaceae. The record is from the annotation of a GenBank genome assembly.
GAAUCAUUAGUACUUCUGUGAAGGCCCUAACCCUUCUGUAACUUAACUCUAGCUGACUUUGGUGAGUGAUUAAUCAUCUAUUGUCAUUAGUAGUCGUGUGGACAGCAGAAUUUGGCCAUGGAAAGUACCUUACUUUCCUUUGAUGGAAUAUCACACUAUCCGUCAUUUGGAUGACCAUUUUAAGAUAAGACCGUUGCGAUGGAAUCUAUUAUGAUGGAAUUGUAUUUUUGCAUUUUAAGCAAAUCCGUGAACUAGAAACAAGGGUGAAAUUGUAAUUUACAUUUUAAGUAAAUCCAUCAAUAGCAUUCCACACAUCUCACAUUCCAUGGCCUGUUUGACAUUUCUGAAUUCUACAUUGCACCACCUAAACAAGGCCUCCUUGGAUCUUGGUUCCAAACAACUAGAUGUUCAUCUGAAGUUGAACAUGCCCAUUUACUCUGGUUGUUGGAUGAUAUAUAUACGAAUUAAUUGUGUGUUCGGUAGAUCUUGUUUUGGCCUUUUUCCCUUCUUUUUACUUUCUUGCUUUUGUCAUUCCAAAUGCAGGUAAAGGAUUCAGUCACUCGAUUGUCAACAUCUGUAGGGGGAAAGCUGCAAACCAGAGUAUUAUGGUGGUAAGUUUCGCCGGCACAUUUUCUGGGCUGCAAGAAGCUGAGAAGCUUCACAGGCUCUAUGCUGAGAAUGGACACGGGAGAUCCGGGUUGCAAGGAAAGAGUACAAGCACCGACAGCAGGGAAGGUGACAGCAAGGAAGACGAGGACACGGUAUUAGGCGAUCAAGUGGGUUCAGUGGAAGCAGCUCUGUACGGGUAUUUAGGGAUAGCAUGCGACUUGGAUAAACUAGACUUUGAUAUGAAGAAGCGAUGUUUGGUGAAGAGCAAAAAGGAGAUUAACGCAAUCGCAGAUGCCCCUGAUGGGGGUUAAACUAGACUUCUGUUGUCAUUUUAGACUGUGGAAUGCCCUUCCGUACGAUAGGUACGCAGGAUACGCAUUUACAGGCAGUCAAGUCGAUGUUUUUGGUCCGACUGGCAAAGCAGAAUGGGUGGAAGAGUGUAUAUUCUUUUCUCUGCCACCACCUUUGCAUUUUGGCAAUUGACGGGGAGGGAUAAAAUGCCACCCGAAGUUGGAAGAACACAGUUAUUAAUCGCCAUUCAUUUGACGGCGAGUGCUCGUUAGGUUUUUGUUUAGUUUGGUGGUAUUGGGGACUUUUUUGGGGGAGGAUCGAAAAUGGAUCUAUCCAUGUUUGCUUUUUUCUUGAAGGUUUCACCUUGGAGUUGUGAAAGGGUGAUGGAGGAUCUUGAAGAAGCAUAUAUGGGUGCUCCAUCUUUCUCAAAGUUCAGCUGGCUCGACUGAGUGAGUCUCUAACAGCAGCUGCAGCAGAUCGGCAUUUUGUGCAAGGGAAUGGGAAGACCAGUAUUUUGCCUUUGUAGUACUAAAACUCGUUGAAUUGUCGGUUAAAUUUUUACAGGCUUCUUUUGGUAGAUCCUGCCAUACCCAUACCACCAUACCUUUUGCUCUUCUUCAGCUGUGUGAUGUUAGGAAUCUCCUCUUUUGCCUUGUUAAUAUGUCCGUUGAGGUUGGAAAGAUUGAAGUUGGAAACUGUUUAGUGUUUAGUACUCUUAAUCUUGUGCAAUUUCUUAUAUUGUCUCCUCUGGUACGUAUUUGAGAUGAUGCUAUUUCGAUGCGAUUGAGAUUUGCAUGUAUCCUCUCAAAUGUUCUCGUCGAAUUGUUUAUAUUCAAUUGCAUGGUACAAUUUCAAAUGGCACCUUCUCCCGACCUAAAAAGAAAUCAAUAGGUGAGUGCUGAUCCUGCUCAAGGAAAGUUGCAGGAGACACCAACUUCUGACAAUUUAAUAUCGGUCUGAAGAACUAAACUAUGCAUUUUUCU